CAACUUCACUUUAGAAUACUCAGGAAGCCAACGCCCUCGUUCACACGCGCCUUAGCUGAUGCUUGUAUGGGUGUGACCCGACCCUCGGCUGACGCAAAUAAUUUUGUAUAUUUUGAUUGGGUAUCUACGAUUUAACGGAAGCCCGCGCUCCUUGUUUUCCAGCGGUUUUCUCGAGAAAGUGACAGAUGAACUAGGGCUUUUUCAUAUUACUUUCUUUGCCUUUGCUCAUUCCUUUUUACAUUCCUUAUAAGGGGUUGUAAUUAAUGGUUAUUUGAUGUGUGCUGGUUUUUGAAGGGUUUUUCUCAAAACCCUAAUAACUUCACUUUCUUGCUCCUUUUAUUUCGGGAAAGGUUCAGCAUUCGGUGAAUUUCUUGUUGGUGGUCCAUGAAUCUUCAUUAAUCAUGGAGCUCCAGGGCAAGAAACAGAGGCCUAAUAGACUACUAUAUCAGUUGGGUUUCUACCUUCUCUCCACCAUCCUCCACCGUAGCAGAAGCAGCAGUGGUUGGAGACCUAAGAAAUGGGCUAAGCUUUCGAAGGCGACUGUUUGUCAGAAGUGUGGUGACAGAGGCUACUAUGAGGCUCUGACUUACUGUACCAAAUGUCAUACAUCUGCUGAGCACCGCUACUGCUUAGAUAAACUGCCAGAAAAGCUCGAUGAAGUGGUGACGGAUUGGAUGUGUGAAGGCUGUGCAACUAGGAUUUCAAAAGAAUCUCCUCUCAGUACACCUAGUUCUGUUCCGGCCAGGACAAGUGACCGUUUGAGGUUAAAAAAAAUUGUGCAAGUAUCUCAUUGUAGAACAAGAUUGAGCUAUAAAAAUGAGAUACCUGGCUCUGUGACUAAGACCGUGGUGCAGAGACGUGAACAUUUAAGAAGUGCUCAAGCAACAGAAAGUAGAAGUAGAUUGAAGGAAAAAAAGAGCAAACCUAGCUUAGUGACUAAAGCAGAAGUGCAGAGUUCAGAACAUAGCCUCUCGCAUCAACCUUGCGAUGCACCUUGCAGUAAGAUUCAUGAAAAAGAUCAGACACUUGGAAAGCAUGACCAGUCAGUAUCAGAUGAUGCAGGCAACUUCAAUGAAGAGGCUGAAUUUGUUAAAACCAAUGCCUCUGAAAUAACUACAGGUGAACCAUCAAAUAUGCUGGAAAUUAUUUGUUUUGAAAGUGAACAACCUAUGGUUGAUACCAAUCUCAGUGAGACUUAUGAGAAAUAUCAGGAGCUUGGAAAACAGAGGAAAUUGGUACAUGAAGAUCAGGGAAACACCAGGGAGGAGGCUGAACCUGCUAAAGACACGGUUUCUGAAUUAGCUAUUAUCGGUCCAUCAAAUACCCCAGAACUUGAUCCAUCUAACGUCCCAGAAUUCAGUUGUUUUGUCCAUGCACAACCAGUCGUUGAUCCAAUAUGGAGAGGAAAUUUUAGCAUCUGCAAUGAAAACUUUGAUUCUGUUAAUGGACUUGCAGCUCAUUUGUCUAGCAAAGCAUGCUUAAAAGUGUGCCAGCAGGCAAGUUUGUUACCAGCAUUGCUUUGCCCAACAAUGCUUCCUAAGUUUGAUGUGUGGCCUAAAAGUUUCCAGAUCUCACAGCCAAGUGAUGACAAUAUUGCGCUUUAUUUUUUUCCAGAAAAUGAGAGAGAUGAAAAAGUUUUUGAUCGCCUGGUGCUUGACAUGGUAAGCCACGAGCUAGCCAUGCAAACUGUGGUUGAAAAUGCAGAACUCUUGGUUUUUGCUUCUACUGAACUGCCACUUCGACACUGGAGAUUUCAUGGGAAGUUGUAUCUAUGGGGUGUGUUUAGGGGAAGGCAAGUUUCCUCGACCUCCUGUCAAGUGGAUGACCGGCACUUGAUACCAAAAAGCAGCAAGGAGAGUGUUACAUCUUCAAAGUUAGCAAAUGAUGCAGGGAUCAGAGAGGAGAAAGACACUUCAAUGGUCACCACCUGGGAUUGUCGGAGUCCUCUAAGUCCCUUAAGCAACAGUGGUAGUCACGGGUCUGGCUCACUGUGAUCUUGUCACUCCACAUGUUUUAUUUUCGUAUCCCUUUUGAAUUUUGGUCAGAAUUUGUAUCUUCUUGCCCAUUCUUUAGAUGUAGCCUGACAAGACUGAGAAAUCAGGUGAACAAGAAGCUGACACAGAAACGCUGAUAAUUGAGGGGGGGAAAAAAAUGGAACUGUAGAAGCUUCCCUUGGAAUCUUUCAUCUUGAAGAAUCAUCAAACAGAUCGAUCCAUGCCCACAAUGUACAUUGUUUUGAUACACCAAAGCAGCCACUCUGAAGCCAAAGAUACUUUGUGUUGCAACAAAUGUGGAAGAAAUGGUAGCCCUGGCCAGAGAACUAGUGAUUGCCAUCCUGAAUGGCAUGUCCUUGUCCUUGUCCUCCCUUUGUAUCGUUCGUUAAUCCUACAGUUUUCACAGGAGGCACAGCCAUGUAGAAUUUUUUGAGGUUACUUUUAUAUUCAAUUCCAUUUUUUUAAAAACA
Messenger RNA from Vitis riparia (riverbank grape), 2464 nucleotides. RefSeq lists its product as uncharacterized. The record is from RefSeq and is a predicted model, not a curated record. The coding region runs from base 402 to 1994 and encodes 530 amino acids. The transcript is spliced from 8 exons. NCBI's taxonomy places the organism in Eukaryota, Viridiplantae, Streptophyta, Magnoliopsida, Vitales, Vitaceae.